AUGUUUGCAUCACUCAACGCCAUCGGUCAUUUCGCGGCGCUCUUCGCAGUCUUUCUAAACGUCACGCCCAUACAUGCCGGCGCAGUCCCUCCCGCUCUAGCAGUUCGCGGUCUCCAAUUUCGCCAGCAAACCCACUUCGUCGUUCAAGGAGUCUUAGGCACCGGCGCGACCCCCUUACGCCGUGAGAUCAACGACCUGGUGAAAGAUGAAGUUCAGUUCUCGCUCUUCAUUCAGGCCCUAGCUGCUCUACAAGCUGAAGAUCAACAGGACGAGCUGUCCUAUUUCCAGCUCGCCGGCAUUCACGGUCUCCCGUUCAUACAAUGGGCCGGCUCCGGACCCUCCGCUCAAAGCCUAAGCGACGGGUGGGGCGGCUAUUGCGUUCACCGGAGCGUCUUGUUCCCAACGUGGCAUCGGCCGUACGGCGUCGUCUUCGAACAGGUGCUUAACAGCAAAGCCGUCGAAAUCGCAGACACCUACAUCGUCGACAAGGAGAAGUUCCAAAGCGCAGCUGAGAGUCUGAGGAGUCCGUACUGGGACUGGGCGGCCAACAUCAUCCCGCCGCCGGAGGUUAUCGAGUUAACGGAAGUCACCAUCAUCAUGCCCAACGGAUCAAAGCAGGCGGUCGAGAACCCUCUGUUCACGUAUCAGUUCCAUCCUAUAUCUCAGGGCUUCGACCAGACCCCCUACGAGAGAUGGAACCGGACACUGCGCUAUCCGACCAGCGACGGCCCGGACGCCAAGACCGACGUCGGGCGCAUGAGGGCGCAACUUGCCUCCAGCCAGAGCAAUGUCCGCACUAGCGCAUACGCCAUGCUCACGCGCGUCAAGAACUGGCAUGACUUCAGCAACACCGGUCUGGGCGGCGACAGGAGCUCUGUGGCUAACAGCUUGGAGGCCAUCCACGAUGGCAUCCACAAUGAUUGCGGCGGCGGCACGCCCGACGGCACGAUUGGUGGCCAUAUGAGCGAUCCGGCAAUCGCUGCGUUUGACCCUAUCUUCUGGCUACACCACACGAACGUUGAUCGCAUGCUUUCGCUUUGGUCCGCCGUCAACCCCGACGUUUGGGUCACCGCGGGUUCCAGUGCGCGUGGUACUUGGGCCAUCGAGAAGAAUGCGACCGUUGACGUUACGACUGACCUUGCGCCGUUCUGGGAUAGCAACACUGGCUACUGGCAAUCAACGAUGGUAGAAUCCACUGAAGCUUUGGGUUACUCCUACCCUGAGUUCGACGGUCUCAACAUGAACGACACAGCAUCCGUACGCAGCUCAAUCGCGAAGCAGAUCAAGUCUCUCUAUGGUGGUGGCGCGUCCCUGAGCUCCAAGCGCGACAUCGAUGUUCGCGCAGCAGACUCUCUUGACUGGACGGCUCGAGUGCAGGUCGAUAAGUACGCGCUUGGUGGAAAGACCUUCAACGUGCUCAUAUUCCUCGGCGACGUGCCAUCUGAUCCCAAGCAAUGGUUCAGCGCCCCGUCGUUCGUUGGGAGAGUUACUGCAUUCGCGUCACCCCUCAUGUACACCGGUCAAGCCGAGCUGAUUGAGGGCUUCGUCGAUUUAAACGCCUUCAUCAAGGAACACUCCGGCCUGAGUCUGUCUGACACUGACGCGGUCCAGGCGUACAUAGACAAGAAUUUGUCGUUCCGCGUGCAGACUUCUGACUCUCAAUCCGUCGACCCCAGCACGCUGCCCUCACUCGAGGUCACCACAACCUCAACGCCGGUUACGGAUGACGCCAGCGCUCUCUCGUCGAGGGCCGACUCGAAGCGCGAACUUAACAUCCGCACCAGCAACGAGUACUUAGACUGGACGGUGCGCGUUGAAGUCGACAAGUUUGCGCUCGGCGGCAAGACGUUCAGCGUGCUCAUCUUCCUCGGGGACGUACCGUCCAACCCCACUCAGUGGCGCAGCGCGACCUCGUUUGUGGGAUCUGUUACGGCCUUUGCUACACCACUGGCCAACACCGGUCAACCCAGUCUGAUCGAGGGCUUCGUUCAUUUGAAUGAGUACAUUGCAAAGCACAGCGGCCUGCAUUCGUACGAUCCCGAUGAGGUCAAACCGUACCUGAAGAGCAACCUAAAGUUCCGCAUCCAGACCGCUACCUAUCAAUCGGUUAGCCCAGGAGAUGUCCCUUCACUAGAAAUCACCGUCGCGUCUUCCCCUGUCUUGGACAGUUUCGACGGUCUGCCAGAGUACGGCGAUGCGCAGUACCAAAUCGACCUUGCGUUGAAGGAUGCCUCGUCGUGA
Messenger RNA from Peniophora sp. CBMAI 1063, 2241 nucleotides. NCBI's taxonomy places the organism in Eukaryota, Fungi, Basidiomycota, Agaricomycetes, Russulales, Peniophoraceae. The record is from the annotation of a GenBank genome assembly.